This is a messenger RNA of Zingiber officinale, 2003 nucleotides long. RefSeq names its product pseudouridine kinase-like. The transcript is spliced from 11 exons. Gene Ontology annotation, molecular function: kinase activity. Bases 644 to 1699 code for a protein of 351 amino acids. NCBI's taxonomy places the organism in Eukaryota, Viridiplantae, Streptophyta, Magnoliopsida, Zingiberales, Zingiberaceae. The record is from RefSeq and is a predicted model, not a curated record.
GUCACACUCACACCGCUCUUCCUUCCUGCCUUUCCCACCGCGGGGCCUCGACGAUCGGAGCCGAGCCCUUCCGCCGGCGAGAACCAGCUGGUCCACCCCUCGCGGGCCAUAAGAAGGGCGGACUGAGUCGGAAGUGUGUCGUCCUCCUUCUCUUGACGCCUUUCCGAGCCCGUUGAGCGAGCAGCGCUGCGAGACACUGCUUCUCUUUCUCUGUGCGCCAACGGGAUAGCAUAAGAACUGCGUCCCUUCCUGCCAGAUCCGGUGACAAGAAGGCGCCCGUACCGUAGAGCUCAUCCUUGAAUAUCGAAUACUCGGCCUGCUAUUCCUUUCGAGAGUGGCGGCGGCCUUCUCGACUGUGAACAGCAAUUUCUCCUUCGCAUCUCGUAGCGAACUAUUAGUUCUUGUGCUGAGAAGUUUGACCAGCAAUCCAACAUGGAGAGUGCUUUACACAGGAGAUUGGAUUCCCUUGUUCGCCAUCUCGUCCCUCCUCAAUCUGCCUCUCAAGAUCUUACUAAGGAUCAGACUCUGUCAGUGCUUCUCCUGUCUUAAUUGGUGGCAUGGUUUUAGACAUCCACGCUAAACCUUAUAAUGAUCUUGCUCCUCGAACCACUAACCCUGGAGAGGUUUGACUGUUUAAUGGUGGAUGCUCACAGCAUGUUGCUUUGCUUUGAUCGUAGUUCAGUAUGCGAGUGGAGGAGUGGCAAGGAAUAUUGCUGAAUGUAUGUGUAAACUUGGAGCUAGACCUUUCAUGAUCAGUGUUGUUGGGCUUGACAUGGCAGGAGAGAUGCUGCUCAGGUACUGGAAAUCAGCUGGACUCUCUACAGAAGGUAUCCUGCAGGAAAAGAGUAUUGCAACUCCGGUUGUUACAAAUAUAUUUGAUUCCUAUGGAGAACUAGCAGCAGGUGUUGCAAGUGUGGAUGCAGUGGAAAAGUUCCUGACUCCAUAUUUCGUGCAGCAAUUUCAGAGCUAUAUAUGCUCUGCACCGGUGUUGCUUCUUGAUGCAAAUUUACAUCCACAAUCACUUGAAUUUGCUUGCCGAAUAGCAGCUGGAUCUGGCAUACCAGUGUGGUUUGAGCCGGUGUCAGUUAAAAAAUCUACAAGAAUCUCAAGCAUUGUGAAUUAUAUAACUUAUGCUUCUCCUAAUGAAAUUGAGCUUAUCGCAAUGGCAAAUUCUUUACUGCCUGAAAAAGAAUUCAAAUUUCAAUUGGAUCCCAAUGGAAGCAAAAUGCAUUCGGUGGAAUCCUUAUUUCAAAUGCUGAAGCCUGCGAUUUCUUUUGUGCUUUGCAAAGGCAUCAAAUGUCUUGUUGUAACGCUUGGUCAAGCUGGUGUUUUCCUUUGUUUUAGAGACUGGCCGCAAUGUAAAAUCCAAGACCUGAAGAGCAGCAAGUUGGCCAGCUUUAGCAGUAUGCCGCAUGCGAUUGUUGAUGAAGGCCAGCUGGGAGUGGAAUUUCAGGCCUACCAUUUCCCCGCACUCAACUCAUCUGUAGUGAACCCCACUGGAGCAGGUGACUGCUUGGUUGCUGGAGUCAUUGCAUCAAUCUGCUCUGGUUUGGAUCUAAUGCGAAGUGUAGCCAUUGGUAUCGCCGUCGCGAAAGCUGCAGUCGAGAGCAAAACAAACGUUCCGGCUGAAUUUAAUAUGAAAGAUCUAGCAGGUGAAGCUGAGUCUAUUCUAUCUGGUGUAAAACAUCUACUAGUUUGAAUAAAAAUUCUCAAUUUACAGAAGUUGAAUUGGCGGAUCAUUGUGAUACUGCCCUUCAUCGUGCGCAUGCUCAGAUGAGGUUUUUUGCCCUUUUCUUUGGAAUAUUGUUGAACUUCUUUGGCGAGAAUGUAUGAAUGUAUGAACUUCUUCGCGCGCAAGCUCAGACGAGGUUUUACAGAAGUCGUAUGUUCUCAAUUUUGAAGUUCUACUUCAUUCAACUGUCUCAGCUGAAUGUAGAAUGUAUUUAAGUUACAAACUCUGAAUAUGCCAUUUUUAGAGUUGAGAUUUGAUAAACUGUUAGAAA